Molecule: messenger RNA, 2427 nt
Organism: Penicillium cataractarum
Lineage: Eukaryota; Fungi; Ascomycota; Eurotiomycetes; Eurotiales; Aspergillaceae
Exons: 2
Coding region: 1-2427 (808 amino acids)
Source: RefSeq, a predicted model, not a curated record
AUGUUUCUCCACUGUCCCCCAUGGCGAAAGCCGCGGCCUGCUUCCCCCUCGGACGUGGCUCGAUCAAACCAAGCCACCCACGCCUGUGAUCUAGAGGCCCAGUGGCACCGGACUCGAGGCCCAUAUCCUGCACCAAACCAUUCACCGUCUCCGCACUCGAAAUACCACCCUGAGAGCAUCUCGCGCAUCAUUCGCCGCCGAUUCUCUCGCGAGUCCAGAGCAUCCAGCGCUCACCAUGAGCCAAGCAAGUUCAUGUUUCCAUUCCCUCGCAAGUCGUCAAGAUCUGCUUUAAAACCGGCUACCGCGCUUGCCACAUUGGGAGGCUAUGGCAGCAGCUUGAUGAGCGAAAGUCGAUAUGACAGUGACGCGCAGUUCAUUUCCACUCCUAGACGGGAACUCAUAGACUCUCCCGCACACCGUGCCCGCCGUCGGAUGGAGCUGAGUGGCUUGAUUGAACGGAGUCAGGAACAGCAGGACUCUGAACGUUGGGCCAUCGGCAUGGGUGACGAUAUUCCCGAGCCUCCCGAGUCGGUCUAUGGGAUGCGGUUUAUACAAACCCCACCUAGUACCCUCAGAAGCCACCGCGGUCCGUACCAAAAAGUCAAUCAUGCUGUAUCUUUGGAAGGUGACCAAAAGCACGGUAUGAUCUCGGCAAAGUCCAUGUUUGAUCUGAACUCGACCAGUCAACGAGGCAAUGGCUCGGGCACCGGACCUUCUCAUGCCCUCGACUACAUUCGAGGUGGGAAUGGUCAGAAACAUUUAACAACCAGUCAAAGCAUGGGCAUGAGCAGUCACAAGCACGGAAUGGCUUCUUCAAACCCACUGUCGAACCAGCCCCCGGACCUUGUCGUUGCCAAAAGACGACAGCGGACUGACUCGGGCGUGUUUUUGAUGGACAAUGAAUCAGUUCAUCUGGAAGAUAUGCGCAUUUCUUAUCGGCUCGCUUCCCAAUCUGCAUCUUCUGCGCCCAUGUCUUGCAACCCAUCGAUCGCGGAAUUGAUUUGUAACAACAGAUACGGGCCCUUUAUGAACGCUUCACAGGAGAAUAUGCCGAUUGCACUGAGAUCGACCACUUCAAUCACCUCUGGAAACAGUCCACAAGUUCCGGCCUAUCACCACCAACAAGCAUCGUCAUAUUACUCUCGCCAGCCAAGUUGUUUGUCAGCCAAUGCAUCGCCUAGCUCCCAUUCGCUCGCACCUGAUGCAGAGCAACAGGCUGGUAUGGUCCCUGGUAGCAGGUACAAUGUGUCAGCCGAGGAUCUGAACCCACAAAAUGGUUCACCUCUUGCGAGUGGCGCUAUUGGUAGCAAGUUCCGUGAGCACUGCGACAACGAGGCUCCACCGGAUUCCCACGGACAUAUUGCGUCGAAAGAGGUGCAUGGAACAAGUGCACCUCGCAAAGUCAGCGUGGGUUGGAUGUCUGGCGGCCGGCGAGUCGGCUAUGGAUAUAAUCCAGUGCCAGACGACGAAGCGGCACGGUAUCAGCAGCACGAAGAUGGCAAUCCCAGACUGCAACAAGCACGAGAGCAGAAAGCAGGAGCGGCAAUGAGCAUUCCAAAUCUUCAAGGAGGAUAUGUCUGUCAAGAUCAAAUGAGAAGAACCGAUCUGAUGCCUGCAACUGCCCCAAACACCCCGGAAUCACAGUGUAAAUCAGCCACCUACCAUGCAAACCGCUCUGAGCCUGCCCCAGCAACUAUUCCCAAAUUACGGAGUUCCGAUAAAGUCAGCAAUGAGUUUCCGGAGCCCUCUUACCUUCGAGCCAUCCUAGCAGGUCGGUAUAGCCGUGAACACGAUGGCGGAUCCGUGAUAUCGGGGAAGCGAAGCACAAGAAGUCUUCAUGCAGUUGAGAUUCCUUCAAUGGCUCAAUCCGAACAUUGUCACGUCCCACAGACCUCCGGCCAACACUCAGAUACUGCUGUGCACCGCUCGCCUCGCCUCAGCCAAUCGUUGAAUUCAAAUCCACAGAGCUCAAAGAACAAAAGAGGCCGGAGAGCUGCGAUACAGAACUCAAUUCGUCAGGGAAAAGAGCGACAUGUUUCCAUGUCGGACCACAAUGCAGUGGACAUUGACCCAGAUUAUCUCGGCAUAGAGCACGACUUCAACGCCGAGGACGUAGCUCGUUUCUUACGUCCAAGCAAUGCUCGAGGUGCAAAUUGGGUCCGCAGGCUGUCCAAGUAUAGGGUCAGCAAGCGUUACUCAAAUCCACACCAACAAGAGGUAUCGCAGAUAUCGCAGGGUCUAUACCAGGGCUAUAGCUCCAAUAGCCUGGAGCGAGAAAAUUCAACUAAGAGUAUCGGUACUAAUGUGGAGGAACUGGCGAGCAUGUACCAGGAAUGUCUUGACAUGCCCGGAUCCUUUGAGGGGAGUCGAUGGGCUAGUCGGACUAGUCGAAUGCUGUGGGACCUUGUUACGACAGAUGAUCGGUGA